Messenger RNA from Orbilia oligospora ATCC 24927, 1473 nucleotides. RefSeq lists its product as uncharacterized. The transcript has a single exon. The coding region runs from base 1 to 1473 and encodes 490 amino acids. The record is from RefSeq and is a predicted model, not a curated record. Gene Ontology annotation, molecular function: protein binding. NCBI's taxonomy places the organism in Eukaryota, Fungi, Ascomycota, Orbiliomycetes, Orbiliales, Orbiliaceae.
AUGGCCUCGCUAACAACGCUCCCCACCGAACUGCUCACCCAAAUCCUCACCGACCAAACCCUCACCACCAUCGACAUCUCCAACUGCGCCCUCACCAGCCGAAGACUCUACAACCUCACAGCCGACCGAAAGACCAAAUACAGUUUCCACAUCGAUCACCGUUCCCAAUCAACCUGGAAACUAAUCUCCUGCAUCCUCUCAAACCCCAGAAUCGGCCAUCGUAUCCACAGAAUAAUAGUCACAUGGCACCGCCGAAACCCGCACAAACCAAAAUCAUGGACUCCGCAGUGGUUAUGGAAGUCUCAGGAACUAGAACAGAUCAAAUCCAUCUGCGAAAAACAUGGAGUGGAGUUUUUAUACCCUGUUAUCGAAGAUGGGUUUAAUUCCGAAGCUUUGUUACCUUUUUUACUCUGUUUGACACCGAAUCUGCAAUCCUUGGAUUUCGGCGCAAUAGUUCCGAGUAUGAUAUACGGCGGUACAUACUCAGCCGAAACAGCAGUUCGAAUAUUCAAGGCCUGUGAGAGGAAAUAUACGGGACAAAAUUAUAAAGUCCGACAUAACAAUAAGGAUAAAAGAGUCUAUUUUGAUAGUCGAUGGGGUUCUUCCUACAGACGGAACAUCCUAUGGACUUAUUCGGCUCUAAACCUACCUGAGCCCAACUGUAUCCCAGGCUUGUCGAAUCUAAGACAUUUCCGACACGGUCCCAGCGGUAUCUGGCGGAGGAGAUGCCCUGGAUGGCCGGCAGAAUAUAUAGCAAAAAUCCUAUUACUCCCCAAUCUCGAAACCGCCUCGUUCCAUGGAGCCGUCGCAUUCGACCCUACAAAAUCUGGAUGUGCCUAUAAACCGCUUUCUGCCACUUUAGAAUUUACAGCUGGGAAGAAAUCAUCGGUCAAGGAGCUAGAAAUCAUCAAUUGCGACCUGGAGCGUAGUGACUAUUCAACACUCGCGGAGCUUACGGGGUCUCUAGAGGUUCUCAGUGGUUCUAUUCUUGAAUAUUACCACUGGUGGCGGCGGUCGGGGAAUAAGCUCGCGCACAUGAUUAAUACUUUCAAAAAAAGCAAUCCGAGGACUCUUUCUGCAAAUAACAUAUCUGUUAAACGAUCUAAUCACCGGGAUUUGGCAUUCAAAUCGGCGCCGGAUGUUUAUUUUCCCUUCCGGGCACAAGAUGAACGGGAAGAUAUGGAAGAGAUGGCUCAAAGGUUCAAGGAGGAAGAAGAAGGACGAGAGUACUCGGAAAGUCUAAUAUGGAAAGAUGACGAUGACGAAGACGAAAACCAAGAGGAAGAGUAUGACGAAUAUAUCUGCGAUCAUGAAUCCGAGUGCGGUUGUGAUUACUAUUUCUAUAAUACCGAGUAUGGUGGAGAAGAUGACGAUCCGUAUUGGACUGAUCUCGAGGUAGAUGAUGAUGUGGUCCUACGGACGAGGGAUAUCAAGGGAAGCAAGCAAAGAAGUCACUUUGUAAAAGUUACUUGA